CAGAAACAAACGCCAAAGCAAAAGCAAUAAAAGUAAUAUAACCAAUAUUUGGUAGCCUGGGAACCAUCUAAUAGAAACGUCAUUUCUUAUAUUCAUUCGCAAAUUAUGAUAUCUGUGACAAUAAAAUUAUGACAAUAAGAUUGUUAUAUAUAAAUCUGCUUAUCAAAGUAAUACCAAGCCGUACGGCAUCUCUGAAAUAAUUUCAAGUAAUUUGUUAUAUCCCAAAAGUGGAUUAUAGAAAUGAAUUCUACAAAAACGUUCAUUGUGAAGGUAGAGAAUUCACAUAUUACAUUAUCAGUAACAGACACAUUUAAAGACCUGCAGAUGAAGUUGAAAGAACAUGGGAUAGAUGUAAACAUAGCGUCGAUGCUAAUUAAAGGAAGAAUGGUAAAUGAGUCUUCUGUCGUAUCAGAGUGCCUUAGUGUCGAAAGUAAGGAUGUAGAGGAUGAGACUGUAGAAUUUGUAUUACCAGAUUUAUCUGAAAUGCCAGAAACAGAAAUGACUUCUGAUCAAGAUGUCGAGACUCAAGAGAUUAAGUAUUUAUUGUGUCGAUUAUGUGGCAUGACGACAGAAGACCCAGUUGAUAUUUUUGAAGAAUCAAAUAUUACAGAAACAAUAAACAAAUUAUUACCGACAUCUAUAUGUCAACAAGAAACAUUAUCACGAUACAUAUGCAGCCCAUGCCAUAAGAAAAUUAUUUUCAUUCAGGAUUUUGUUUUACUCUGUAUAGAAAAUGAAAAAAGAUUGUCAAACCUAACUACUUUAACAGACCAAUCUAUUGAAAUUCCAGUGAAUGACAAUACAGAAGUUGCGAAAAUAUUGCAAAUACAUGACAAAACAAAUAAAUACAGAUGUCCCAAUUGCAAAGUAAAUCUAAUCAUCUCCAAAGAUGUUCAAUCGGAAAAUUUUGAUAGUGCCUUUCAAAUAACUUUAAAUUCAACAGAUAGUGCAGAUGGAUCUGAGAUAAAUGCAGAGCUUAAGAAACAAAAAACGGAUGUCGUAUCACGGAAAGGUACACACAAAGGAAUAAGUACCAGAUCAGUAAGAAAUUUACGAUCAUCUUCCAAUUUACUUAAAAAAAGUAAUACAGUUAGUGAAAGACAUACGAGGAGGCAAACACGGAAUAUAUCUAGACCUACAAAAUCAAAUACUACAGAGAGCCAUGCAAAAAAUAUACAUAACAGUUUAAAUAAAAAAUCUUCUCGAGGAAAGAGUAAAACUAAUUUACGAGAUAUCAGAAAGAGAAUAGUGAAAAGCGAUCAUGACAAUGAAAAACAUACACAGUCACCAAAAAGGAGAAAAAUGGUUUCUGAGACCACAGAAAAUACUUUUCUUACAAUUGAUCCGAAUUUGGAUGUUUCUAAUAUUACCAGUGAAUUCGUUGAUUUUGAUACUCUGGAGGAAAGUAAUGACGAGAGUAUAAAAAGGCCAAUGACACAUAAAUGCGAUAUAUGUGAUAUAGAAUUUUCUUCGGAAGAUUAUUAUCGGUUUCAUGUGGAUCGACACGAGAUGGGAUGUCUCAAUGACUUCAAAUGCCCUACAUGUAAGAAAGAAUUAUCCUCCGAGGAUAGCUUAUGGGAACAUCAAAAAUGCUGUGAAAUAGGUCUUGAAUACUAUAGUUGUACAUUAUGCCAGAAAACGUUCCUUGAAAAAGAAUUAUUAAAUGAUCAUAUGCAAAUUCACGAUCAAGAGGAUACAAAAUCUCUUAAUACAGAUACGGAUACAGUUCAAUCAGAAAAUGGAAAAAAGUCAACUAAAUUAACAUGUGAAGUAUGUGGAGCGCGCUAUGUAUUACGGGAACGAUAUGAAUUUCAUAUAGAAAGGCAUCAUUUUGGAAACAUCAAGACUUUUUCAUGUCUAAUUUGUGAAAAAAGGUUUAAGAGUGAAAACAUUCUGUGGGAUCAUUACCAAUAUCAACAUAGAGCAGGUGAGAAAUUCGCUUGUAUAACUUGUGAGAAAACAUUUGUCAAACGAGCAAAUUUGAAUUAUCACUUAAAAACAUUUGGUCACAAGGGUGGAAAAUUCGUAAACAGCAUAGAGCAUAAUCAAAGCACCGACUCCAGUAACGUGAAACUGUCUGAUGUUGGUAAACCACGACCUAAGAUAACUUGUUUAGAAUGCGGAGCUCGUUUUGUUUUACAAGAAAGAUAUGAAUUCCAUAUGGAACGACAUAAAUCUGGAAAAAUGGAUGUUUGCGUGUGCAAUCUGUGCGGUAGAGAAUCAACAAAUGAAAAUGUUUUGUGGGAUCAUUAUCAGUAUAUGCACAAACGCACGAAACGUUACGUUUGUACUACAUGUGGAAAAUUAUUUCACAAACAGUCAAUGUUGAGUAGGCAUCAAGUCAAAUACGGUCACAAAGGUACAAAAGAAAUAGAUAUCGAAACGGAUGACAAUGCUAUAACAAUAGACAGUGCUGCUUUUAAAAAGGUGAUAGCUGAAGAGAUAAUAGAAAUAAAAUCCGUAAAUUGCGUACUCUGUGGAGAAGUAGUAUGGGGUGUAGACCCAAAUUUGAUAAACGAUGCUGUUACCUGUUCGAAUUGUGAGAGACCUGGACUGUCUUUGCAAGUAGAUUCCGAUGGUGCUAAGGUAAUAUCACGUCGUCAGUACCACUGCAACAUGUGUAACAAACAUUUUACAACAAAAGAUCGCCUAGAGUAUCACAUAAUGCGCCACUCGGAAAAUAUGGAGGAAUUUGUAUGUAGUACUUGUGGAAAGGAACUCAGUACUGAACAAGCUUUGUUCGAGCAUUACUUGUAUGUGCACAAAGGUGCAAGACCACACGUUUGUGAGCUUUGUGGAAAAUCUUAUCAAUUCAAAGCACGGUUAAAGGAGCAUAUGAGAAGUCAUAGUGGAGAACGACCAUUCGCCUGUGAAAUAUGUGGACAACGAUGUAUGACGAAUAAUGCGCUACGCUCUCACAAAAAAACUCAUAUCACAGAGAAACGAUUUCCGUGUCAGAUAUGUAAGAAGGCAUUCAGAAAAAGGCAGGAUUUGAACGAACACUUGGAGAGACACUGGAAGAAUGACAAGACGAUGACGUUACCACAAGUGUUUAGUUGUUCUAUUUGUAUGGAGAUGUUUCCGACUUUUCGGAUUCUGAAAAAGCACAUGAAAGAGACUCACAGCGUGGAGAGUCAGGAUCCUAUAUUGACUGAAUUGCAACCAUGGUUUGAGUGCGAAGACUGUCACGAAAAGUUCAAGCAUCAAAUGUCUUUGAAAGUUCAUCGUGAGAGGGUUCACGAGGGUAAAAUGAAGCCCGUUUAUCAUUGCGAUAUAUGUGACAUCACAUAUAAGAAUGCACGGGUACUCUCGAAUCACAUUAAGAAUAAACACGAGGGUGGUAAACGGUAUAAAUGCGCUCAAUGCGGUAAAGAGUACAAUCAGUCUACGUCUUUACAUAAUCAUAUUUUAUUGCAUACUGGAGAAAAGCCGUUCAGUUGUGAACAUUGCGAAAUGACGUUUCGCACUAAGGAAUCCCGUGAUCAUCAUCAACGAAAACAUACUGGAGAACGUCCUUAUAAAUGUCCACAUUGUGACAAAGCAUUCGCUACUACAACUCAACGUCGAGAGCAUCGAAAACGAGAACACGAUGAAGGCAAUAAUCAUUAUUGUCCGGAAUGUGGGAAAGAAUGUUUUGGUGAACAUGGCGUUAGAAGUCAUUUAAACACUCAUAUGGCCGAGAAACAGCAGUCACAGAAUGAUAUUACAUAAGGGAAAAUGUAUAAAGGAUACUAAGCAAAUAAAUGAUAUAGGGAGUGUACAUUUUUAAAUAAUAUCAAUACGGAAAAACAAUUUUUCUUUGUGUUAAAAAUGAAGUUUAAGCUAUUGCAUCACAAGGAAAGAUAAUUUUUAAUAGUGUACAUGUAUAUAGUAACGAAGAUAGUAAUCUAGUCUAAAUCUUAACAAGUUCUCAUUCUUUAAUGUUGUGAAUUUUAUGAAUAUAGCAUUACACACAAACGGAUUACGUGUCUCUAUACAUGUCAUCUAAGUUCAGUUUCAGUUUUUAAUAUGUUUCUCCAUCAAUGCGUCAUAAAAAAAAAUGGAUUGCUGAAUUAAAACUGAUGUUGGACAAUGUCCGUGUUCAUGUUUAACAUUGAAAUUUACAAUUCAGAGGAAACUAUUGUGUCACACAAUAAUACGAAUACAAUAGUCAUAUAAGAGUUAGGAAAUAGAUAAGUUGUUUAAGUAUGUAUCAUACGCUGAAAAAAGGUGCUGACUUUACAUAUUUUUAAGGCGUAAGUUCUUCGUUAUUUUAUUAGGCAAUAGGAUUUAAAUUAAGUUUAUAAAAUUUUUGUAGACACUACUGACUAAUGAAAAACAAAUACAGUUAAUAUUCCGUUUGUUUGUAGACCAAUAUACCAAAAAUUAUAUAUUUGAACAGUAAUAUGCAGACAUACUGAAGAAGCUGUUACAUGAUAAAAAACUAUUAAAGUUCUAUCUAAUUAGGUAAUGUUAAGAAAAUGUGCACAUUAUGGUUUAUUUUAUACUAUAAAAUUAUGAGCUUCCAAAAAUUGUUUUUGUAGAAAUUUUAUCGAACCAAUGUUUUAUUUGAUAAAUAAUGGAUAUAAUACCUCAAUCGUGGAUUUUAAGCCGUGUGGCAUAUGCAGCUAUACUCGAAAAUAUAUAAAACGGCAAAUGCUAAUAUAUACGAUGUCAAAAUAUAAAUAUUCAGUGAAAAAGAGUUUUCAGAAAAAAAUUAUGAUUUUACAAAUUAUUUACCGCUAUAGGAAUAUGUAAGACUGUUAAAAAAGUAAGAAGAUAUUUAAAUACUUAAUUAUCACAUAUUUAUUAAUGGCGUGUAUAUUACAUCGUUGAAAAUGUACGUUUCCCUAAAUUUGAUCUAUAUUUUUUCACUGUGGACCAUAAAAUUUCCUAAAAUAUGAUUGUGACACAGACUUGAAGUUUAUUAUGAUAUUAAAUAAAAAAAUGCUUUAUAAUAA
This is a messenger RNA of Cephus cinctus (wheat stem sawfly), 4940 nucleotides long. RefSeq names its product zinc finger protein 595. Gene Ontology annotation, biological process: regulation of transcription by RNA polymerase II. The coding region runs from base 241 to 3711 and encodes 1156 amino acids. Lineage: Eukaryota; Metazoa; Arthropoda; Insecta; Hymenoptera; Cephidae. Gene Ontology annotation, cellular component: nucleus. Gene Ontology annotation, molecular function: RNA polymerase II transcription regulatory region sequence-specific DNA binding; DNA-binding transcription factor activity, RNA polymerase II-specific; zinc ion binding. The record is from RefSeq and is a predicted model, not a curated record. The transcript is spliced from 5 exons.